GCAAGGGUCUAUGUGCCACUAGUCCCUCUGCGCAAAAUCUGCUGUGGCAACGUUUUCUUGAUGAAGAAUCUGGCCUGGAAGAAUGCUCGCGUCAGACGAGGGCGACUUGCUCUAAGGAGAAGACCUCCUCUUGCUCCUCUACUUCUAAGGAGAAGACCUCCUCUUGCUCCUAUACUUCUAGGGAGAAGACCUCCUCUUGCUCCUCUACUUCUUCAUCUCCCUCUACCACGCUUGCACUCCUUCGAAGAGGGUCGUGUUGUACUAAGCUUGAAGAUCUACGAGACACUUUCUCCGGUUUAGCAGAGAAGCUUCAGGAAGGAAGACGACGGAACUGUGAUCGAGCUGAGGAGCGUGAGUUCUUGCGCAGACAAAGAGCCUUGCAUUGGCAUCCUGGCUAUCGAGGGUUGCUGCGUGAAGUUGCCGAUUCUUGCGCGAAGAAAGUAGAGCUUGCCGGAGCAGAAGAAUCAAGCCUCGACGUUGACGAGGCUUUAUUACGCAAUGAUGAUGCAGCACCUCUUGCCAGUUUGGCGGAAUCGAUUGCAAUGUGCAACGAGGGAGCCGCAGCCCACCGUUGGAAUUGGAAACACACUGAGGAGUUAGUAGAGGCCUUUAGUGCUUGUACUUGCAACUACGAGUUCGCAGCAAAUGACUCCAUCGGGAAGCUUCUUGCAGCCUGUGCAAAGCUCAGUUUCUAUUGCCAGGAAUUAUGUAACGAAGGCAUUAGGAGACUGGACGACAUGUCCAUACUUAAGGCUACAAGAAAUCCAUCUUCACGUGCAUCCUGAGACCGUUUUCAAGGGGAAAAAGGUUCUAAGAUGCGUUUCAAGAUGGAUUUCUCUUGGGUCUAACAUACGUCGAACCGAUGCCAUCCGCAUCCUCCUGGCAGCAGCGACUCUAGGACACGAGAUGACAACGACGAAAUCCGAAAAAAGCGUAUUGCAAUGGCUGCUCUCGGAAGAGUCGGAAAGAUUUUGGUUGCCAGGUGCGGAAGGAGACGGCUCCCCGCGAAGGCUGUUGCAAUUAAGUUACGCUUUGACGCUUUUGCAAGUGAGCUGUAGUACUACAAAGUACUCAAAAGGAUCAACAUCAAGACGCUCGAGGCUUCCUGCAUGGCUUUGGACCCGGUUAGAAGAAAUCAAAAAGCUACAACCCACUGGUCGAAUCCCUGAGUGGCGGAUGUUGGCUCCGGUUUUGGUUCUGAAUGACACGGACAUCAGCACCAUGACCGGACGAGAGGAGGAUAGAUUUGAAUUUCUUGGCAACCAGCACCAGCGACCAGAGCUGCAACUGCUCAAGCCUAGCGACAACAGUGAAACCGGUGGUUCACAGAUGGAACGCAAUAUCCGUGCUUUUUUAACAGCGCCCGAGGUUAGCUUUGGUGGAGGAGGGGGUUUGAGGUUCCGCUCAAGCUCAUCUUCAUUAAUUACAAGUUCUCUAGCAUUGGAAUGGAAAAAGCGGUACGGACUGUCUGUGGAUUUCGUUUUGGAACUACUACACGAAGAAAAAUCAUCCUCAAGGUCGUGGACCAUUCUGUUCGAGGUAGAUGGUCCCGCACACUUUUGUCUCUAUCCUGGCCUAUCAAGGCCUCUAGGACGUACUCUCGCGAAACGGGCGAUGUUGGAGCGCCUGUGUGCGGUUCACAGACGGAUGGGUGGACAAUGGAUCAAAGAGCAAAGUUCAAGUGGUGGACUCGAAAAUGGGCAGAAGACUGGAGAUGAAAGCCUUCCAGGAGUACAAUCGUUGUCGACGAUAAGCAUUCCGUAUUUCGAGGUCGUCAAGAAAGUUGGUAGUUCCUUGUUCCCUAGUACGGGAGGAGACAAUCGAGACACUACGGCAGCUUGCGCGGCAUACAAAGGCGAUGGCGCAGUGGACUACGAAAGAGUUUGGAACUACGUGAGAACAAGGCUUUGGGGAGAAGAGGGUGUGGGAGAAGAGGGCGUGGUGAAUCAAGUUUCAACUGCAUUGUAGAAAUUGUACAAUAGUAGAAGGGAAGAGGUACUUAGUGACAGAACAGAUUUUCAGUACCAUUUCAAUCUAAGUAAACAACAUCGAUUGCUUUUGCAUUACCCGUAUUCCUUUUUUUUAAAAUGUACCCGUCGAGCACUCUGUUGUAUUAUGUCAUUACUUGAUGCAAAUGUGAUGGAUCGUUGCAUUCUACACAGCGCACUGAUUGGUUUCGAAUUUACCUAAAGAAACAAGUUAUGAGCACC
Molecule: messenger RNA, 2210 nt
Organism: Amoebophrya sp. A25
Lineage: Eukaryota; Dinophyceae; Syndiniales; Amoebophryaceae
Source: the annotation of a GenBank genome assembly